AGCAUUAAAAUGAAUCCUACUGUUUUAAGGAUUAAAUGUUAAAACGGCUUGCCAUAUGAGAGUGUGUGUAUGUGUGUGUUUGUGUUCUGAAUGGCUCCUCAACCGGUCAGAGUCAGCAGCGUCUCUGUGCACAGAGGUGACUAUGCCCCGUGUGUGUUUGAGGCAGAGGACGCGUCUCUCUGCUCUAUUCUUUCACACCUUGACCUGGGCCUAUUCAGCAUCCAUUGACCCCGCCCCCAAAAUUGACGGACAGCAGACCUCGUCUGUCACCGUGCAGGAGAACAUCACUCAUAACUUCAACUGCCAAUCAGAGGGCUGGGACGCUCAAGCCCCGCCCCUGCUGACCUGGUACCUGAAUGGCGAGCGGCAGAGCGAGGUGACGGGCAGUCGGGGGGCGGGGCGUCUGGUUACGACGUCAGCGCAGAAUUCCGGAACGCUUAAAUACGGAUCGGUGCGCAACAGCACGUUCACACUGAAACCGAAGCGCUGGGAUCGAGAGCUGGUUUGUGCGGCGCGAAACCCCGCGGGAGGAGAGAGUUACAACGCCAGCGUCACGCUCAACGUCCAGUUUCAGCCGGAGAUUCUGCGUGUGGACGCUCACUACAGCGAGAGCUCGGACCCGGGCCUCGCCCUCAUUCUCUUCGCUUUGGUUCGCUCCAACCCCCCCGCCACCAUCAGCUGGGUGGAUCAGUCCGGUCAGCUGGUGGCCAACAGCUCCGACUUCCUCAUCCUGGACUCGCGCAGCUUCCCCUGGCUGGCCAAUCACAGCCUGCAGGUGACGCUCAGCAGCCUAUCAGGAAACAUCACUUUGAACGCCAACAACAGCCUCGGCUCCGCCCACAGCAACCUCACGCUCACAGAAUUCCUGCAGUCGCGUGUGGAGGUGCCGGUGUUCGGGAUCGUGACGGGCGGCGUGGCCGGCUUCAUCACCCUCCUCAUCUUCACCCUGAUGGUGUUCUUCCUCCUUCAGAAGGACAAAACCAAAGCCAUCGAGGAUCCGGCUGCAGUGCAUCUCUCCUGCAAACGCAGUGACGCGGCGAAGGUGCAGGUGAACGGCGUGUAUCUGCCGCGGGAGAACAUGUCUCUGCCGUCACACGUGCAGCUGAACGACGACCGCGCGCUCUGUAAGGGACAGCAGAGCUCCAGACCAAACACGCUGGAGAGGAGACGCGCCGAGGACGACGAGGAGGACCUGUCUGCGGCCUACGCCGCCAGAGGUUUCGCUCGUUAUCCGAUGGUCGGCUACAUCUAUAAAGUCAGCAGCACCAGCAGUGAUGAGAUCUGGCUCUGAUUCACAUGAACAAACCCACAGCUGACCUCUGACCUCUGACCUCACAUCCUGCUGCAGGCAGAUCAACCUGAGACCCGUCAGCUGAACGAGACAGAACGUGAUUUGACCAGAAACGCUUUCCUCUUAUAGAUAUAAUCACACCGUUUGACUGCGGCUCAUCAGAUCAGACAGGAAACUGGCGUGAGUGACCGAUGACUCUCUCUGACACACACUGAGCUUCAUAUCUGAGACUGAGAGCGUCCUGUUGAAGAACUACAUUACCCAUAAUCCACUGAUCCCAGACAUCACUGUUACUAUGGAAACAGCAAUCAGAGGCUUGUUUUCCUAGUGACUAGUGACUGACAUUAGUUCGGUGUAGCAGUGGUGAUGAUGAUUCCUGAAAUAUUACAGAAAUCAGAGAAAAACACUUAAAAUCACAGACUGAUUCAGUGAUUCAUGGGAUUUGUAGUUCAUUCACAAGUACCUGAUCAUCUUUAUUUGUGAUGUUCAAUGUGUUUCUGCAUCAGAUGACCAGCGAUCGUGUUCUCAGAGUUAGUUAUGAACAAACCUUCUUCCAGUUUCCUGGUCUUUAAAGGAGAAGUUCACUUCCAGAACAGCAAUUUACAGAUAAUUUACUCACCCCCUUG
This is a messenger RNA of Labeo rohita (rohu), 1917 nucleotides long. Its product is annotated as transmembrane protein 25. Lineage: Eukaryota; Metazoa; Chordata; Actinopteri; Cypriniformes; Cyprinidae. Bases 56 to 1291 code for a protein of 411 amino acids. Gene Ontology annotation, biological process: negative regulation of excitatory postsynaptic potential. The transcript is spliced from 9 exons. The record is from RefSeq and is a predicted model, not a curated record.